AGAGGUAUUCAUAACAAAUUCAAGACAUUAACAUUACAUAGGGAAUUUCGAAUUAUUUGAGCAUAAAGUUCAAUGACGCGAAGUACACAUGAGUCGUCAAGACAUUAACUGAUUGUUGGCGCGAAAAUUAAAACACCCCCUUUUUCUUUCUAGGGUUUCAUUUCAAUUUAGCUUUUCUUAAAAUCACUCGAAUUCAUAACAAAUUCUUCUACAAAUCAUCUUCAUCAACAAAGUUCCGACAAUGUCGAAUUUCUUGGAUCAAUUAAACCAAAUCAAAUCUCUAAUCUCAUCAUCUUCAAAAUCGGAGAAGUCAUUUGCUUAUUCAACUCUUCAGCACCUUCAAGAACUAUCUAAUAGCGAUGAUUCCUUAAUUCAGUUUCUUGUUGAUCAUAAUAUAGCUUUUCUUUCUUCGAUUGUUUCCGACAUUUGUAUUGAUGAUGCAGAUGAAGAAAUUUUUUCACUGGCUUUGAAGUGUUUGGGGUUCAUUAUGUACCACCCUUCACUUGUUGCCGCAACUCCGAAGGAAUAUGUCGAUCGAGUGCUAGAGUCACAGGCUAGAUUGAUCACAAAAACGAAAAUCAAGGUAGUUUGCAAUCUAGCUGUGUGGUGUAUAUCCGUCCAACAGCUUGAUGCGUCAUCUUUAGCUUCUCAUUUCGAUCCCUUGUUGAGGGCUAUUGUUCAUUCCCUUGACAAUCCUUUUGGUUCUUUGUCUACAACAUUUGAGGCUAUUCAGGCUGUCAUGAAGUUAGCUACUCAGCUAAGUGAAAAAAUGCGAGACAAAUCUAGCAUAUGGGCACCUCCUAUAUAUAGAAGACUCCUUAGUGCCGACAAGAGAGAGAGGGAUAUGUGCCUAAGAUGUUUAUUGAAGGUCAAAUGUCUUCUUAUUCCUGCACAGUUGUCCCUUUCAAAGGCAAUCGCUCAAGAUAUAAAGCUAAGAUUACUUACUGGGAUGGAUGAAAUGAUAAAACGUAAUAAGAAAGUUCAGGUCAUCGAAGCGUGGGGAUGGUUUAUCCGUAUUCUUGGACAUUAUUCAUUGAAGUGCAGGUAUUUGGUUAAUGAAUUACUUAAAAUUCCUGAGCAAACAUUUUCUGAUCCAGACCCCCAAGUCCAGGUUGCCACACAGGUAGCAUGGGAAGGUUUAAUAGAUGCACUUGUUUGCCUUCCCCCGAAGGUUAAGGAUACAUCACAAGUUAGUGAAGGCAUAGCCCAAAAUUUGGCGCUUUCAAAAAGUUUGAAGCUCAUCAUGACACCCGUGAUUGGAGUUAUGACAGGCAAAGCUGCCCUUUGUGUACAAUUGUCUUGUCUGAACACUUGGUGCUAUCUGUUACAUAAGCUUGAUAGCCUGAUAAAUGAUCCUCAGAUACUUCAAAUAGUUGUGGAGCCAAUGUUCAAGGUUAUCUUCAACUUUGGACUCGAGGAUGGGAACCUUUGGAUGUGGAGCUUAUGCAUGGAUCUGCUUUUCGAUUGUAUUCAAGCAAGAACUGUAAGUUAUGGAUCUGAUACUUUGGACUCUGGUAAAUUACUUCCAAGAACAACUGACAAAGUAAGUCGUUUAUCAAAGGAAUCUGCACUUAAGAAUUAUUCUGUUACAUGGUUGUCUUGGGACUGUAGUAGGAUAGAUUUCCUUGUGAGAAUGAUUCAGAAAAUCUUCUGUCAAGCAGCAACUACAACUUUAUGCCCUGAAAAGAAGCGGUUGGUUUGUGAUGCUGCAUUGAGGACAUUUGAUUCUUUCUUAAAAGGAGUGCAUGUAAAUUUUGAAAAACCUUCAACUAGUAACGAGACUGUUAUGCAGUCCAUAAAGGCCAUUCUGAUGUUUGUCAAGUCAGUAUAUGACACUGCUUUUUCUGUGGUUGAUCCUACUAAUGACUUUCAAUUACUUUGCUUGCAUUCUCUAGAAGCUGUGAUUCAGGAGCUUGAUCCUUCUAUUCUGGGUUCCCCCCUUUAUAAGGUUGUUUUAGAUAUCAAGGAUAUCUCUGAAGGUGAAGUUGGGCUAAAAGUGCUGAAAGAAAUCAGCCCUAUAAAUUUUAUUGAUAUGGUUCCACCAAUAAUAUACUUAAUUGUGCAUCACUUACAUUUGUUGGUUCAACUGAGCUAUAAAACAGCCAACACGGGGUCCAUUAUACAGAAAGCUCAUAAAUUUUAUUGUCGUGUGCUAUGCUCCUAUGAUUCAUUGGCAGUUAUCCAUGCCGUUUCACUCAUGCUGUAUGGUCGUAGUGAUGAUGGUUGUAUAAAAAUUUGGAUUUUGUUUGCCCUAUGUCUGAAGGAAUACAUAGAUGGUGUUAAAGAUCUCAUGCCUUUGCAAGUCCCGCCUGCAAGUACUGGUAGUCUUACCGUCUGCUAUUUCUUGAUUUAUCCUCUUGUCUAUUCCUUUCAGAAAUCAAUAAGCCCUCAAAAGGAGUGCAACUCCCUUACAACUUCUCUAUUCUUCUCGACAAGCCCUUUAUGUGAUCAAGCUACUGAUGUGUGGAUGUCACUUUAUUGCCUAUUGAAUUCUAGCAAUAUGCAAGAAUUUCAAAGUAAAAAUAGUUUUGCUGAAGAUCUUUGUUCAUCUUUGAAUGGUUUUUUUCUUCAAAGUGAGAUUUCUGAGGUUCUCAAUGAGGUUAAUUUUUGUGAUUACAGUCGGGAGUCCCAUAUUUUUGUUCUUUGUGGGAAUUUAGCCAGGUGUAUAAUUCUGAAUUUGCAUAUAGAAAAGGUCACUCCUGAAGGCAUUAAAUGUGGUUAUAAUUCAUCCAGUGGAAUCAACAACUGCUUGGAAUUCAUAAUCAGGCUUAUGAAUUUUCUGAGCACAAGUAAAGAGGCCACAGAUCAUAUGCUCUCUAGGAUGCUGACACCAUUGACUAGCUUAGUCAGUCGCCUUCAGUGGAAAGAUGAUAUCUUGUCCGUAUUUAAGGUACUUUGUGAUUCAUUGCUUCACUGGCUUUCAGAUAAUGUGAUAAACAGUGAUGAAAUCAGAAACCAGUUGCCGCUGUUGUGGACUGAGAUUAUCAGAAGUUUACAACGUAGUUGGCCAACGAUUGUUUACGACUCCUCCUUCCUUAAACUCCAAGCGCCUCUACUCAAGAAGACACUCGACCAUCCAAAUCCCUCCAUUUCUGGCCCAACUGUCACCUUUUGGAACUCAGCUUAUGGAGAUCAAGCCCAUUUAGAUAUCCCUCCUCAUUUGCAUCAUGUUUUAGACAAGUUAUCCCGACUUGGAAAGAUAAAGAUUAGAAACAAAAGAACUCCCGUAGUACAGAAAUAUAGCUCGAAUUCAGAAGCUACAAUUUCUCGUCCCAAACUCAAUGUUAAGGCUACACUGAAUACAUGCUCAAAGAGAGUCGAGCUUUUGGGAAAUAUAAUGGAUGGAUCUCCCUGUAAGAGAAAGCUGCUUCCUCCCUGUCCGAAAAGAAAGAGGUCGGAGCUCACUGACCAUCAGAAAGAAGUGCGGAAGGCACAACAAGGAAAGCUAAGAGAUUGUAGUGGACACGGCCCUGGAGUCCGAACAUAUACAAAUGCUGAUUUUUCUCAAGGAAGUAAUUAUGAGGAUUCACAAGAUAGUCAAGACGUCCGUGAUCCUGAGUUGAUCUUGGAUUUGCUGAGAAAAACUUGUUGAUUGUCUUUAAAACUAAUUAUGCUUAAUUUUGACAUGGUUACAGCCACAUUCAGUUUGUGUAAUGAAUUAGUCUAUUGUAUAGUUUUAUAUAUAAAUAAUGCUGGCAUACUUCAUGUAUUAAGGUAUGCUAGUUCUAAUUAUAGUUAACGAAUCUAAGAACCUCCUGAGUCCUGAUUGAUGAGCCAAAGUUUGCAAAAAGAAUUACUCUAUAUCUGUGGACA
Molecule: messenger RNA, 3813 nt
Organism: Amaranthus tricolor (Joseph's coat)
Lineage: Eukaryota; Viridiplantae; Streptophyta; Magnoliopsida; Caryophyllales; Amaranthaceae
Exons: 10
Coding region: 242-3592 (1116 amino acids)
Biological process (GO): telomere maintenance
Cellular component (GO): nucleus
Source: RefSeq, a predicted model, not a curated record